This is a messenger RNA of Glossina fuscipes, 2929 nucleotides long. RefSeq names its product probable ATP-dependent RNA helicase CG8611. Gene Ontology annotation, molecular function: ATP binding; nucleic acid binding. Gene Ontology annotation, cellular component: nucleus. The transcript is spliced from 9 exons. Lineage: Eukaryota; Metazoa; Arthropoda; Insecta; Diptera; Glossinidae. Gene Ontology annotation, biological process: ribosome biogenesis. The coding region runs from base 96 to 2819 and encodes 907 amino acids. The record is from RefSeq and is a predicted model, not a curated record.
UAUUCAGUCGAUUCGAAGACCACGUUUAGUUUGUUUUCAACGAAAAUAAAUGCAGAUAUUAGUGAUAAUUUCAGUAGAUUUCAAUAAACGAAAACAUGACUAUAGAAUUAAAUAUAACAACAACUACGCAGCCUACACGCUGUCGGCCCGAGCCAGCCGUAACACCGUUAAAAGAAAAGAAAAUAUUAUCGAAAGGCAUUGCACCAAAUGGUUUUAGAUUUGAAUUCGGGGAAGGUAAACAAAAAAUCAAGGCAUUGGUGGCGAGAAGAAUUGUAAAAAAGAACGGAUCCCAAGCAAGUACUGAUAGCAGCAAUAGAAUUAAACCGAUCACCACAAACCCGUUCGGCUUAUUGUCGAAAUCAAAAUCCAAGAUUAGAGACGCAGAUGAUGGUGAGACUUCUGUAAAAAAUCGUUUCAAAUCUCCAUCAAAAUCAAAAAAUGUAAAAAGCAAAGUGCGUUGUAAUGCCACAGAAAGUCCGACCACUGCUGCUACUACUUCAACAGACAGCUUUACCGAAAAGCAUGCUAGUAAAGAACCUUCGGAAGAUCUACUGCUAAAUGUUUGCACAACUCCGGUUCCACAACAUUUAAAUCAACGAACUGCGAACCAAAUUGAAAAAAAUUCGGAAAGUCGCAAAGGAAAAGGAUGGAAACGUGUUUUAACGGACCAAGAAAUUAAAGAUGGUCUUAGCAAAUUUUCUAGAAAUUCCGCUGCAAAUAUACAUCCUGCUGAUAAGUUUUAUCAGCGAGAAGAUGAACAGAAAAGCAAAGCGGAAGGACAAAGUAAAGAGCUAAUCAGAUCAAAGAAACCUAAAUCUAACGAUUCAAAGGUACGAAAAGUUGGUCUGUUUAAAGAUGAUUUCGUUAAGGUUGAAUUAGGACAACGCUUGGUAAAACCGAUAACUGAAAAAAUCUUCAGUGACUGCGCGGUGGAGUCUUUGGGUUUACAUCCUCAUGCUGUUAAAAAUUUAGCAGAUCUGUUAAGCAUAACCAAAUUAACUGCAGUGCAGAAUAAAACUAUACCCCAAGCUUUGCAAGGCAAAGAUCUUUUAGUUCGUUCUCAGACUGGUUCGGGAAAAACGUUGGCGUACGCCUUGCCUGUAGUAGAGAAACUUCAAGCUAUUCGUCCUAAAUUGACACGUGAAUGCGGUAUACAGGCUGUGAUUAUUGUGCCGACUCGUGAAUUGGCCAUACAAACGCAUGAAUUGUUCCAAAAGCUAAUAAAACCUUACACUUGGUUGGUGCCUGGCGUUUUAAUGGGCGGUGAGAGACGAAAAGUAGAGAAGGCUCGAUUACGAAAGGGCAUUAAUAUAUUGGUGGGUACACCGGGACGUUUGGUAGAUCAUCUUUUGCACACUGCCACUUUUAAAAUGGAAAAGGCAAAGUUUUUAAUACUCGACGAAGCCGAUCGCCUAUUGGAAAUGGGUUAUGAACGAGAUGUAGGACAAAUUGUGGAAGCAAUCAAUAAACAACGUGAAGAAAAAGCUAAUGAAGCUCCCAAUUCAUUAGAGCCGUUGCAAAAAAUGCUGCUUUCUGCGACACUGACAGCAGCGGUGAAAAAGUUGGCCGGUCUGACCCUACAAGAAGCUAUAUUCAUCGAUAAUUGUGAUGAAGACUCUGUCAACUGUGGCUCCACAAUCGGUGGGGGCUAUAGCAAAGAAGUCAUAGAAGCUGCUGCCAAUGAUGUAGUAGAUGACGGAGAUGAUUCCACUGGAAUUUUAACAAUACCGGAAAAUCUGAAACUGCAAUAUGUGCAAGUGCCCGUGAAAUUACGUUUGGUUAUUUUAUCUGGUUUAUUGCUGCACGAAUAUAAAGGCAAAGACAAAUUUAAAGCAUUAAUUUUUAUGAGCACCAUGGAAAUGGUGAACUUUCAUCACGAUCUACUAAACGAAGAACUUACCCAAAAAAUUUUGGAUGAAGAUGAUGACGAAGUCACAGAAAACGAAUUAAGUAAUGAACGGGAAGUACGGGAACCCUUAUUAAAGGGUCUGAGAUUUUUUAAAUUACAUGGUUCAAUGUCUCAAACGGAAAGACAAGGGGUUUUCAAAGGUUUUCGUCUAUGCAAAAAUGGUGUUCUACUAGCUACGGAUGUUGUCGGUCGUGGAAUCGAUGUUCCUGAAAUAGAUUUGGUUGUCCAAUAUUCGCCACCACAAAAAACUGCCGAUUUUGUGCAUCGCGUCGGCCGUACGGCUCGUGCAGGGUGUAGUGGUCGUGCUGUACUCUUCUUAGCGCCUAGUGAAGUUCAGUUUGUAAGAUACUUGGAAAAUAAACGAAUUAGAAUUUCUCAGCUCGAAAUGGAUACAUACUUAAAAGUUUUGAAUGAAGCCGAUCGUAUGGCCAAUACUGUCCAAGAAGCAGCUUCUAAUUUGCAACACCAUUUUGAAGAGCUGUUAACCGAGGACAGAGAAAUGCAUGAGAAAGCAUGUAAAGCUUUUGUUUCCUGGACUAAAUUUUAUACGACGUUUCCCAAGGAGCUGAAGCCUAUAUUUAAUGUGAAAAACGCUCAUAUGGGGCAUUUUGCCAAAAGCUUUGCUCUCAAGGAACAGCCGACAGCAUUUGCGAGAAAGCAUAAUGCACCGAAACCGCAACCUCCUACCAAUCGAUUAACCUAUACGGAAAGAGACGCUGAAAAAAUCAAACAGGAAAAGAGAAAAAGAAAGCAUCGUUUCGCUAGUACAGUAACCGGAGAUGUGCGUAACAGCAACAUGCAUCAUUCAAAUUUCCCAAAUAAAUUAGCAAAAAUGAUACCAAGUUCAAGAUCUUUAACGAUAUCGGAAUUUGAUAGUGGAAUGCCGGCACCUAAAAAACGUAAACAUUAAAUAGUGAAAUUUUGUUGUUGUUUAAAUUCAACUUAAGCUUAUCCAACUAGUAAACGAUUUGUGUAUGAAUUUUGCUUUAAAUAAAAUCGUUAAAAAGCUUUUACAACUAA